GGGAAUUUUGAGAUUAGUGUUUGAACUAUUCUUUGUGUGCUUGAAAGAGAUUGUUGAAUUACAACUUUCAGUGCUUCUGAAAUUUGUGUAGAUUUAAUUUUUAAGAAACUUGACUAUUCGACAAUGUAUUCCCGAAUUUCGGACGAUAUUUUGCGGGAGUCAAAUGUGAAAAUUGUGCGGAAAUGUCAAGAUGCUGAUAAGACUAAAAGUAAAAGGGGAGAAAAACGAAAAUCCUUGCAGGUUCUACAACCUUCUGCUACUAAUCAACACGUGCUAGUUGGCAGAGAUGGUGUACACGAGGGCAAAAAUAUACCUAAGAUGAAGAAGCCCAAGCUGAAGAAAAGAACUCUAGACAUGACAGACUGUGAAGCUGUCAACAGUCCAGCAAAAAUAAGAAAAGGCAGUGCUGGCAACAGUACAAGUGAAAUUGACAAGUGCUUAGAAGAAACUAUUCAAAAACAAGGAUCCAAAGAUGCAUCAUUCUUAAUGUCUGAAGAUAUUCCAACUGCUUACUGGAAGGACCUUGCUGAAGAGAGAAGGAAAGCUUUGGAGGAGGCCUUGAAAGAAAAUGAAUCUCUGCACAUACAACUGGAAGUUCUUGAAGAAGAAAAUACUCAGCUUAGAGAAAUAGUCGACCUUGCAAAGGGACUAGCAGAGACAGUGGAGGGUAUAACAGAAUAAGACUUGUUAGCAUAAUGUGGAACCUCAAAGCACUUUUGUGAAUUUGAUUAAAAGGUUGUUCAGUUUCCCUCUGAACCAAGUUGCCAUUUUACUCAACAAAGCAUUCCAGGUCAUCACAGCAUCAUUUCUCAUCUUCUACGUUGAAGCUGGUACAAAAGCUGAUUUUAAGAUAAUUACAUUACUAUAGAAGAACCUUGUGACAAGAAUUCUGAAAAAUUGUGCGAGAUAUUGUUAAAAUGGUCUCUUUAAUGCCUGAAAUUUAUGCCGUGUUAAGGUAUAUACAGUUGAGAAUGGCCUUAAGUUUUUCAGUUUGUGAAUUUUUUCUGUCUUGCUUUGUAUUCAUAUAAGUGUUUGAUUUCUUUAUACUAUUUUUUUAUUUCCAAUACGUAGACUAGUUUGUAAAACGUAAAUGUAAUUAAUCUUGGUAUUUACGAUCUGGAAUUGUUUGGUAAUACAAGUUAUGUAGAUAAUUUUCUUUUUGUUAAUUUAAAUUCCAUCUACAAAAAUACAGUUGAAUGUUUCAUUGAAAGGUUUUCCUUUUAGAUGUAAAAAAUUAAAAUUAUUAUGAACACAAUACCAAAUGUCUUGUAAUUAUGCUAAUUAGCUACAUACGGAGAAUGUUCAUUAAGCUAUAAGUAAAUCGGAUUUUGGGCUAAAUUAGAUAUGCUAGAUAAACCUUCCACUAACCUUCAUUUGACCUGUUAUGCCAUGCUCUGGGACUUUUAAGUUUUUCAGAUUUUGGGCUAAAUUAGAUAUGCUAGAUAAACCUUCCACUAACCUUCAUUUGACCUGUUAUGCCAUGCUCUGGGACUUUUAAGUUUUUCGUCCAUUUUUAUUAUUUUUGAUUACCAAGAGUUUUUUCCCUAAGUGCCCUAGAAAAAUACAAUAUGCCUCAUAACAUACGAUAGAAGAUUAUGGGAUGCCCUAGAAAAAUACAACAUACCUCAUA
Molecule: messenger RNA, 1630 nt
Organism: Limulus polyphemus (Atlantic horseshoe crab)
Lineage: Eukaryota; Metazoa; Arthropoda; Merostomata; Xiphosura; Limulidae
Gene: geminin
Product: geminin-like
Exons: 6
Coding region: 124-681 (185 amino acids)
Biological process (GO): negative regulation of DNA replication; negative regulation of cell cycle
Cellular component (GO): nucleus
Source: RefSeq, a predicted model, not a curated record